UGUGAGGGAGGGAGGAUAUACGAGGCUCCCCACAUUAUGGUGAAAUACUGCGAAUGACAUAAGUGAAAAAAGAACAUAUAAAUUGUGGCUUUACAUAUCUAUUCACGGAUGAUAAAUGUGGAGUAGAAACACGGAGUGACGGUUGUUAUAUGAGGAGCUGUUUGACCGUCCGUGUCGAGUUUCUUGAUAUUUUUUGAAGACGUGUGGGAGGCGGCGAGAUGACCAGCUGACAUCUCCUGCUGGACCACACUGCCCACACCCUCUCCUGGUUGUGAUGGUGGCAGGUCGAGGCUAUAAAUGUUAAAGGCGAAAACCGACGUGAAGGUAGACCCAAACCAGCCACGAUGAAGACCAACGCUGCAGAAUACUUCAGUAGCCUGUCUCCGCUCAAAGCAGCAGGACAGUCACCUGGGAGCAGAGCGUACGAGGCCCACGUACAAAAUGGCAGGUCCGGCAGGUGUCACUGCUGUCCGUACGGCUACCAUAUUGACCUCGACUUUGUGCGCUACUGUGAAAUGCUCACACAGGGCUCCAAGAACGACAACCCCACACUCCGGCAGCUGAAGAAAAUGAAACGUGCUCGUCGGAGGCAGACCAAGUCCAUGGAGGUGCUGCUUGGUCUGUCUCCGGGGAAAGAAAACGAGAUUCCAGACCAGCAGCUUCCUCAGACUAAACUGGAAAUUAUUGAGGAGCCAGUGAAAGUCGUUGAUACCUUGAACAGAGAUGUGUCGUCUAUUGUACGACGAACUCAAUCUCUGCGAGAGCGAACUCCACCUCCCCCUCCUCCCAGGCGAUGCACAACUCCCAUAAUGUCUGGACCUCCUCCAGACGUUAUCAACACAACAAACUCUAGUUCUGGGUUAAAUAAUAGCUCCACUUUGGAUGCAAGUGAAGCUCUUCAGGAGGCAGUUAUGGAUUUUGAGGAAAUGCUUGAAAACUCCCGUGAGAAACGUCUGGUCAAGGAAAAAUCGGAGACCCUGCCACCCAACGUUCCUUCUCUAGACCUGUUACACCACACUCCUCCCCCCCACACUCACCCGACCAGCCCCAAGUCAGGGGUCGGGGUAUCAAGAUCACACUCUCUCCCCCGACAGUGGUUUAACAGGUCUCUCUCCCCCCUGUCUUCCCCUACUACCUCCUCCUUAACCUCACCCACACACCACCCUUCCUACGGCACUGGUGAGGGCAGUACACAGAUGGCAGUACUUAAGGUGUUGCGCCGUGGGUGGUCGAGAGCCGCGCCAGGUGGCCAGAAGCCUCACCGUACCUCCGAGAGUCCAUUGCCAGAUGACUCUCCAUUAUUAGGCCGCCAGCGCACCAACUCCACCUCCUCCCUCUCCUCCAUCUCCUCUGCCUCGGGGUACCCUGGUGUGGUGGGCCCCAUGACCCCCGGUGCUACUGCUGGUGGAGGAGCUGUCUUCAACAAUGGAUAUGGUCCUCCUGCUGGUGUGGGAAUAAUACAACAACACAUGAUGCCCCGCCUCUCAGAGACUCUGGCUGCUCUCAACGCUGCCCGGGGCUGUUCUGUCAUGCACCAGGACUUUGAUACUAUGAGUGUCACAUCUGCCAUGUCUGGAGUCAGCACCACCACACUCCAGUCCAUCCGUGACCAGAUGGCCACAAGUCUGGCUCGACUGAAGGAACUGGAGGAGGAGGUGAAGACCAUCCCCAUGCUUCAGAUAAAACUGAACGUACUGAAGGAGGAGAAGCGACUUUUGGUCCAGCAGCUUAAGUCAGGACGUAGAGGUGAAGACGCUGCCUUCUUGUUGCCUCCGAGUCUGGACGGUGACCUUACUGACUUGUCGGAGGAUGAAUUAGAGGGCAGGCUGGUCAGCUUGAGGAAUGUCUACUCCUCAACACCUCGAGCACCGCGCAGACGUAGUGAAUCACCGAUGAGAGUCAACCUUGAAGAGUUUCGUUCUUACCGUCGUGCACGCCGGGGGUCAGUGUCGGAAGGCUCCGAGACAGAGUCAAUUCGCUCGGUGGUUGAGGACACUCCACUCUUCAUAAAGGAAGUUCAAGAUCACAUCACGGAGAGAAGACUGAGUCAGGAAACGUCGAGAGAGACGCAGACAGCUCAUAGCCAUGAUGCAUCAUUGGAAAAGAGAUUAAUUCACAGUUUGCCGAAUACUCCCACGGUUGUGCGAAAAAGUACAAGAGAUGCAGCAACGAGCUGUCGAGUCUUAACCAGAGAUAUUGGAGUUUCUCACGUGGGUACUCGAACAAGAACGGUCGGACUGACGACUGAUCGAGUGGAUGUCGAGAGAAAAAAGGAAAUUAAACCCAAACCCUGCAUGCAGUGCUAUGAGAGAAAUCGUAAGACUUAUGAAAGCAAAGGUACUGGGACACCAUUAACAUCACAGUCGGAGAAAUUGAGAAAGCUUAGUAUUAGCAGUGUGUCACUGGAGAGCGUAGAGCCGGAUGAUGUAGACCCCGAACACAGGGACCCAUUAGAGAAGGAAGGCAGCCCCAAGAAUACCUUCUUACAAAGACUAGGCAGAAAGUCAGCCAUCAUAAGCCGCCUCUCAGAGCCUCAGUUGGCUCCUCCGGUUCUCACAUUUGACAACUCCACAAACACUGAAGUUAUAUACAGAAGAGAGAAGCUUGUCAACACCAGCUUAACCAUGAGUGACUUGUUUACUAAAGCUGAAUUAAAUGAACAUUUAGCUGUAGCCAAAACAGAAUGGGAGACUACAAGAGAAAGACAAGAUCUCCUCAGACGUUUAGCAGAGUCCAGCAAGCCUCUCACAGUAGACAAAGGUGCCCAGGUCACAAUUAAUGAUCCAAGCUUCACCAAGACAAAGUUUCAGCCACUGUUACAAAGUGUUGGUGUUCUGGCUAAACCUUAUACUGUGGAUGUUGGUGUUGGGGCAUCUAAAAUUACUGACAGUUCAUGUGAGAAAUGUGCCAAUGUUAGAACCCGAUCUGUUGGUUCAGGAGAGGGGACCACUACGGGUCUCCUGUGUGAUAAAUGUGUGUACACUAAGACUAGAUCUGUUGCAGUAGGUGAUUACAGAUUAAAUGAUAAUUGGUGUGAAAAAUGUUCAUCAGUUCAAACUAGAUCUGUAGGUUCUAGUAAUGACAGAGUUUGUGAUAGAAUUUGUGAUCGCUGCAACAACCUUCACACUCGCUCAAUUGCUGUUGGCACCAUCCCAGUCAUUGAGAGAGUGUCGGAGAAAACUAAACCCAAGCCGUGUAGCACAUCAUCUACAUAUGUUCAAACCAGAGGGCCAGAAACUCGUACCACAGGCGUAAAUACCGUGCCCCUCAACCUUAAAAAGGAAGAUAUUUAUUCUGAGACCACUGCAAGUCCUCCAAGCCCAGCACUUACCCCAGAGGUAGAGCGUCGGUCGUACGGUAGUUCUGGGGUACGAGUGUGUGACAAGUGCCACGAAACCAUUCAUUCGGUUGCUAAAGACAUUGUCAACACCAGUGGUACAGCGUCUGCCACCAAUCUUCCACCAUUGCCUCCGCAAGCAUCUAAAAUUCCACGCCUAGUCGACCUUACCAAGGUGGAACCUAGAUUAGAAUUGCCAAAACAAGAUUUAAAGACCAGUGCCAACCUUACCACUAGUCUUGGAUCAAGUCUGUCAGAGACACAAGUGUCCAGCCUCAACAGCAGCUUCAUAGAAACGAAGCCAUCAUCACUACCAGCUCACAGCACAACAAGUAUAGGAACUGUACAGACCAAGCCAUCAAAAUUUGAGCAGCCAUUAAAUGCAUCAAGUGAAAAUUCAGCGGCAAAGUAUAGCCAGUCAUCAUCUUCUCAUGUCACUAAAGUUGAAACUUCAAAAUCAGUCUCAGUAACCACUGGAAGUCAGGACUUGAAGUCUGUUGUAUCAUCACGAAAAACUGUGACAACUGAGAGUGAGAGUGUGAAGCCAGAACAACCCCCAGUACUGACGGUCACCUCUGCUGGCUCAUCCAAGGCAUCAUCAGGCAUCCCUUCUCUCAGUACCUCUCCUCAGACAAAACGCGUGCCGUACACCCGCCAACAGACGUACACCAAGUACACCGAGGGGUUGGUCAACCUCGGGUUUGACGAACGCGCUGAUGCUGAGGCUAAAACUCAGAGGGAAGCAAAAAAGAUCGAAUCAACCAAGAGUCUGCCAAACAUCGCGGAAAAUAAUAAUAACUUGACCAAGAAAGUUGAGGAAGUAAAGAAACAGAAAGAUGUAGAAGUGAAAGAGGAAGUCACAACAGAUGCUCUUUGUUGCAGGACCAAAGAGCCUGAACCGGUCAUCCAGGCAAAGAAAGAAAGUGAGUCUCGCUCUCGCUCCUCCAGUGAGUCAGAGGCUGAAACCUGUGACGAGGAGUCCUUGAUGGGGGCGUCUUUCACCUCCCAGCCUGAGGAUCAUGCUGUCCCCUCAUCAUUUCAGAGUGUGUCAUCACUGUACACAACUACCAGUGACAAGAGCAGGAAGAAGUCGGUACCAUCAAGGGAGAUGAAAGCGGCACUGAAAGUUGUGAAUGACUCUAUUGGAAAGCCAGUUCGGUCAGGACAACAACUUACCAAUGCCCUCAAUAUUAUCCAGAGAGAAUGGCUUAAGACAUCAAGUCAGAAGGAUGCUGACCCUCAUGCUGUAGAGGACUACAUGGAUGUGUUUGAGGAGUACUCAAAGGGCCUACUGCAGCGUGUUGUUAACCUCAGUGAUGUUAACGGGAACACAGCCAUGCACUAUGCAGUUUCACAUGGAAAUUUUGAUGUUGUGUCUGUGCUGCUGGACUCCAAAGUGUGUAACAUUAACCAUCAGAACAAAGCAGGGUACACCGCUGCCAUGCUGGUGUCCUUAGCACAGAUACGCUCUGAGACUCACGCCAGCGUUGUACAGAGACUCUUUCAGCUCGGUGACGUCAACAUUAAAGCCAGUCAGCACGGCCAAACUGCACUCAUGUUGGCAGUGUCACACGGACGACUAGACAUGGUCCGUAUGUUGGUUGGUGCCGGGGCAGAAAUCAACAUCCAAGAUGAAGACGGUUCAACAGCGCUCAUGUGUGCAGCAGAACACGGCCACCUGGCUAUUGUCAAGUUCCUCCUUGCCCAGCCUGACACUGACCCCUCACUUAUGGAUAAUGAUGGCAGCACAGCUCUCACCAUUGCCGUAGAGGCGGGCAACAAGGACGUGGGUGUGCUGCUGUAUAAACACAUGAACUUGUCCCGAGGAUCUUCACCAUACUCCUCUGUUAGAAUCAAGAGGUCUCGUACGCCCACCAUGAGCAGGUCAUCAGUGACUCCUCCUCCUCGCUCCUCGGCGCCGUCCUCGCCCGGCCGCUCCAGGAAGUCGUCGGCUCCUCCGUCUCCUGGAAGAUCCAGACAAAGUUCAGCAUCACUCUCUAACCUUAUGAUAUAAUGGAAUAUUUGUCAACACUCCUACUAGAUUGUUAACUAAUAAAAGGGUUCAAGAGUUUAGUAGCUUUGCCUUCUGUAUUGGAAUUAGAAUAUUUUCUUAAUUUUCAAAUUACACGGCAUAGUUAGUUAUCUGUGUUUUCUGGCUAAGGUUUAAAGUACUAUGAGUCUCUUGUAGUUGAAAAUGAUCAGUGUCAAUAUUGGCUUGAAAAUAUGGUAAAGGUGAAAUAAAAUGGUGCAUUGCUGCUCCCACAUGGUUUACAUAGAUGUGCCUUAUCUGCAUAUUUAAUUUGAGAAUUUCUGUGAAAUAACUAAAUUUUAUAUUUGUAUAUUUUAGUGUGUGUGUGUACAUUGCUGUAUGUGUGUGUGUGUGUGUUUAAGUAUGUGUCCAAAUAUGAGUAAAGACAGUUUUAGUAAAUAAUUUGGUUUUAUCAGUAAACACACAACACAUAGAUGUAAAAUAACAUUUUAGGAUUGUGUUGUGUCAUUGCUAAAGAUCUGAUUAAACAGCUGCCUCAAUUGUGAAUGAGAUUCUUGCUUAGAUAGCUGGUGGUUGUCAGGCCAGCGAUGUGUUAGACCUUUAUGUUAUGUGGUGUUGUACUGCAGCCACUGGAAGCACAUCACUUGGAUUGGUUUAUAUACAGUAGACCAUUAGCUCAUAUUUCAGUUAUUCAAACACCUGUCGAUAAGAAAACUUAACUUUAAGAAUUAUGAAAGAGAUUAUCUGGGAUUUCCUCCUCGUACAUCCUAACCUAGAAAUAUAUUAUAACACAUACAGUAUGUGAACUUGUCAGUGACCUCAUGGUUUAACCUAUUAAAUUUUUUUAUAAUUUUCAUUUGUGUGAAUCACUUCCAUAAAGUUUGCUUUUGAUUGCCCAGUUGGGUGUAAUUAACAGGAGUGCCCCAGACUAAUGACCUGUUCUUGUCUGGGGUCCUCACCCAACAAAACUACCAGAGGAAACAUUUGUGAUUUUUAGUUUUCAGUUUCUGGCCAACAAAAGAACCAUGGAAAGUUGAUGCUCUGCUGUAGAUGAUUGUGUGGGAGUCUUUUAUUAAUAGGCUAUUUAUUAACAGUGUGAUAUGUGGGGUCUGUGAAAGGUUAUGUGACCAAUAUUUGUGUUUUAAGUAGUACUGUGACACCAAGUGUAGCUGUGUGGGAUUAUUUACAACCCUAACUUGCUGUGAUGCUGUGUGCCUGCAACGCCUUAAUGUUUAACUAUUCUUAUACUGUAUAGGAAAGCUUGGUGAAACAACUUUUACAAAUAAUUUUUACUGUAGUGAUGUCUCUGUUAGCCGGAACAAUUGGUGCUGAGCACUUCCGGGAAUGAGAGAUUUCCGGGUAACGAGACGAUUCUCUCAAAGCCGGAAAAAAAUCCCUCGUCCCCGGAAUUUUCCGGGUAACGGAAAAUUUUUCUCAGAAGUUCCAGAAAAUGUGCGUGAUUUUCAUCUCUGAAACCCUGAAAAAACUCCCCCAUCUGGGAAAUUUUUUUUGUAAUUUUCCUGAAAAUGUGCCCCUUGGAAAAUCGUUCCCAAAGCAGAAAUUUCAUGGAAAAUUCCGGCUUCAGGAACGACUUUCCAAGAAAAUUUCAAUUCCGGCUAUGGGAGAGUUCCGGGUUUGAGGGAUUCCGGCUCACGGAGAUAUUACUGUAUUUGCAUAUUCAACAUUAAUGCUGUGUAAUAUAUGAAAAAAUUGAGAUCUUAAAUACAGUAUAUUUUUGCCAAAGAAAUGCAACUUGUAGAUUAAGCGGUAACUGAGAGGAUGGUUCACUCUACAGGCAGUGUCCGAGUUACAACUGUCCGACUUACAAUCAUCUGCACAUACAAUUGGGAUCCCAAUACUGUACAGUCAUUGCAAUUUUUUUUUAAUAAAAAUCCCAUUUUUUCCAUUACUGUAUCUUCAUUAUUCUGUAUUGUUUAACAUCACAUUAUUUAAAUUAUUUGUUAUGUUUGGGAUAUUGUUGUUGUUUGGUAUGGUCAUGGAAGUAGUACUGUUGUGACUUACCAACAAAUACACUUACAAUGACGGCCCGGGACGUAUCCCCGUCAUAAGUCGAGGACCGCCUGUACCAGAAUCAUAUCUCACUUUGUAUGUGGUACUGUACACAUUACACAGUGUUGUUAGGCCGUUGUGUAUGGGGCCUUUCCGAGCUGAAUAAAAGCAUCUGGUGCUGGCCCCAUAGUGAAGGGCUUAAUGAGUUAUUCAUAAUUAAGCAUCUUGGAGGAAUGUCUUGGAGAAGAGAUGAAAAUAUGUACAUGAAAAAGAAUAAAUUUACUGUGUAUACUGGAGGAUAUGAAGUACAGUGUGAUCCAAAAGUUGCAAUGCACCGAGGGAAAUUAUCCAUUUGGUGUUGAGUUACAUGACAGUAAGAGUUGGCACGAGUGUUUAACACCAUGUUACAUCACUUACAGUCACAACAUAAUUGCCAUUGUUUUGAACAUUUAGUACAAGUUUUAUGUUAUAUAUUAUGAGUGAUAAAGAAUAACAGCAGGAAAAAAUUCAGUGCACUGCAACUUUGUGAUCACCCUGUAUUACUGUAGUACUGUAGUCUGUACUUUAUGCACUACCCAGAAAACUUUGCUAUGAUGUACAUUUGGUGAUGGUGAGAGAUAGUUCCUUUUACAUAUUCUCCUCCUUUUUAAGAUUUAUGUUCCCCAAAUACAAACUGUCACCAGUGAGGCUUGUGCCGGGAGGUGAUGUAAACCCACUAGUUUAUCAAUUUUCCGUGAAGGACUAGUUGUGACACACUGGUCAGGAAGGAGAGGAUAUGUUAAUGGAAUUAUCUCUCAACAUCACACUGAAUUUACAUCUUUGUAAUGUCCCAGUUUAUAUUUAUGUGUAGUACAAGAGCUCCCCACAUAUAAUGCAUUUAGAAAAAAUUCCCUUAAUUUCAUAGGCUUGCCCAUUGAUCUCAGACACCAAUAAUUCCUAUGUAUUUAGCCUUUAAUACCCAUGAAUAUAUGUAAUGGUUACCUAUAACACAUAUACAUAAUUAUGAUGCAGUAAUAAAAUAGUGGCCUCAGUUGUUGCCUGUACAAUACAGUAAUGUUUUUAUUGGGUGCUGGUGGAAAAGUGGUGGAGGUCAAAUAUUGAUGGAGACUUAGUUGGCUGUGACACCUCACAUUAGGCCAGAAUCUGUUCACUGAGCAUUCCAUAAACAUUCCAUACAUCUUGAACUAACACGGCACAUUGCUGUGGUAUCCAAAAGAUGAGAUUGUACUGAAUUAACUUUCCAAAAGUUCUUUUGAGUGUUAAAACCAUUUAACAUGAUGGUUAAUACAAGGAUGGGACUGAAACACUGAAAUUAUGUUGCAAAGAUUUACAGUUGUCUUGGUUACAGUGUUCAGUGAUAGAGAGAGCUUUAUAGGUUUAACAUUAAGUGUCAAGCUUGUGAGUAGAGUACAGUACAGUACAGUACAGUAAGUGUUGCAUCUGUAUUAUAUAUUAUUCCCUUACCACACAAGCUACAACCUUAUCUGUGUUAGAUAGAAUUUGAUGGUUUUUGUUUAUCAGUUAACUAGUUUUAAAUGUAAGAUAGUGGAUUCAUGUUGUGUGCUACAUGUUAAGAUAAUUUGUGUAAGCAGUUUGUUGGUGCCAGAGUUACUUGUGUUAUGUGGCAGCUGAGAGGCCAGGUACAGUACAGUAGUUUAUUUACUUCAGUAAAUGUUAGGUGAAAUUAUUUUUUUAAAUUGGCUUAUACUGUACAGUAUAUUGUUAUUGUUCAACAGAUGUUACAACACACAGGUGAAAUAAUAUAGGCUGUUAAGGUGAUAGACAGUGAUGCACCUUGUGUGUUGUUGUACUGUAAUGUUGAUGGUAACUUAUCCAUCUGGUAGUCUAUUUGUUUUACAUGUUGCAAUUUUAUGUUAUAAUUUUAACUGUGUCUAGUGAGUUUCUGUUUUAUGAAUUAGAUGUUAAGGAGUGUUGUUGUCUUCCAUAUAUAUUUAUCAUUCAUCUCAUUGUUCACUGUUUUGUCUAUUUCCAUCUGAAGACUCUUAGCUCUGUACUAUGGAGUCAAGACAUUCUACAGGGGGUAGCUCCAACUAAACAGUUUUGCUCCAAGCUCUUUCAUUCAGCUGUUCCAAAAAAUAAUUUAUUUACCCUGUUAGGUACAGUACCUUGUAUCUUCACCCUCCACCAAUCUCUUGCUGUGCAGCCUCACUCAGCACAGGAUAUAUUUUAAUGUAGAAAUUUACAUUGGUCAGGGAUGCUUGGCAUCUACUGUACAAAGGUUGAACGGCUAAUGUGUGUACUAUGCACCAAGCCAAACAGUGUGGUAACUGUGGGGGUAUGGGGAAAGUUUUAGCAACCCAACAGCAGGGCCAAACAUUCUGAUUUUAAACAUAUAUUUUGUCCAAACAGCAUAAAAUGCUGUAUUGAAAUGCAGUUUUGGGCAUUGGAAAGAGUAACUAUUCAAGUUUUGCUUUUCACUAAAGCAUAUGGAAAAAACCAACAUUUUAAUAUUUUAUGGCAUUUGCACGUAAAAUAUGUUUGAAAUAAGAACGUGCCUUUAUGGACACCCUGUAUAACACUUUAUUGUUAACAUGACGAAAUGAUAAGCAAUAACGUAAGGGGAAACAAACAAAGAAAUAGUGGUGUUUAAAGGGUGAGUUGACUCUAGGCCACCACCAGGUGCUAGAGUGUGAGUGGUGAGGGAAGGCCUCCCCUAUAACACUACCUUCAGCAGUCAUCCUUCUCUCAUAGUAAAUAUUGGUACAUGACCCAUGACAGCUAGAGUGGGUCAGGGUGUUGUGAGGUUGUAGUGUCAUUAUAUUAUGUAGUAUGGAAGAUUAUAUUAGUACUUACAGUAUAUGAAGCAUUGUUUUGUGAAUUAUAAUAAAAUUUUAAUGUCUGGACUCCAUAGUUACAUCCAGUAAUUAAGUUUCAUGUUACCUUUCUGUGGGAGCCAGCAUAAUAGAUGGCACUCUUAUGAGAACUUUUGUUUGGUUAGCCAGUUUGGGUAAGGUAUGAGGGAAAUUAUUUUUUUCAGUUGGCAGGCAUUUAACUGAUUUGAUUCACGACUAACAGAUCUCAGUAAGUGUUGUUUACCAUUAACUUUUUAUUUGGUCAAUAAUAGUUUCUGUUUAGCAGCUACAUCUAGAGCUUGCAUCAUGAAAUUAAUAUUUAGUUCACGCGAACUAGCUUUGGGCUUGCAUCUGAAGCUUAUAAACGGGAGGUUACUGUUCCCUUAACCUGUUUACUCCUACGUGCAGCAGACCCACAAGCCCAGCGUCAUAGAUUUAAAAAGAAAAAAUGGAGCUAUGAAUAGUAAAUGCAAUAAGGUUUGCAGUUGAGUGUUUGGGCUCCUUACCACUGCUUGUGGUUGUGCCAAGCUUAUUUAGAAUAAAUAUGUUGUUGCUACUCUGCAAUAAAUGAUCAUAAAGUA
This is a messenger RNA of Homarus americanus (American lobster), 10731 nucleotides long. RefSeq names its product KN motif and ankyrin repeat domain-containing protein 1-like (gene Kank). NCBI's taxonomy places the organism in Eukaryota, Metazoa, Arthropoda, Malacostraca, Decapoda, Nephropidae. Gene Ontology annotation, molecular function: protein binding. Gene Ontology annotation, biological process: negative regulation of actin filament polymerization. The transcript has 21 exons. The record is from RefSeq and is a predicted model, not a curated record. Bases 345 to 5351 code for a protein of 1668 amino acids. Gene Ontology annotation, cellular component: cytoplasm; cytoskeleton.